AUGCAAACUGAAGGUGACAACACCAGAACAGCAAGUACUGCUGAAAGUGGACAUCAAGUACAAGAUUUAGGUCCAAUCUGUUGUUUUUCGCAAGAGUCAUUGAAAAGACCACAUGUAUCAAAAACUUCUAAUUGGAAAGCAUACAGCGAUCAUAUAGACGAUUUGAAAUUGUCUACGUAUGACAUUGAAGAUUGCAAAUUUAUUGACGAUGCACCGUUAGUAAACACAGAAUUUCAAGAAUUACAUACGAAUGUGGUUCAGAAUAAGCAAAGAAAAGCAAAACAUGAACAUGAGACAUCAGUUAGUAGUAGAGAGUUAAAAACCGGCAAUUCCCAUCAUGGUUUGGUAUUUGUGACAUGUACGCGUGCAGAUUUUUCAAAAAUGACUCCGUUGUUGUUCGAAGCACUUACAACGGACUUUCCUGUAACAAUAUGGGUUUCUGGGAUGCAUUUACAAGUAGACUUUGGUUCUACCUAUAUGGAAAUUGUCAAAAGAUUUUCAUCUACGCGUGCAAAAAUUGUGUUCAGACCAAACCACUCGAAAUCGAUGAGUCAAACAUUUAUUAACACAGCGGACGCUUUUAAUCGUUGGCUACAUCAUUCGACCGAUAUGGUUUUUGUACAUGGAGACCGAAUUGAAAGUCUCGCUUGUGCUACAGUUGCGGUGCUUCAAAACAUAAAAGUAUGUCACAUUGAAGGGGGCGAGAUAAGCGGUACGGUCGAUGAAUCUCUCCGUCAUGCAAUUACAAAGUUGUCACACAUACACUUCGUAUCGAACGAAUCUUCACGUCUUCGACUUUUACAGUUGGGAGAAAAUGAUGCACGCAUACAUGUCAUUGGAUCUCCUGAAGUUGAUGCAUGGUUGAAAAACAAUGUCACAUUUUCAGAUGUUAAAUCACGCUAUGAAAUCCUUUAUGAAGAACAAGAUUACUUGGUCCUACUUUUCCAUCCGGUCACUAUAAAUUUUGAUGAACGUGAAAUCAAACACGUAGUCGAUUGCUGCAUUAUGUCAGAACUUAACUUCGUUGUCAUAAAAUGCAAUAACGAUACAAAUUUCGAAACGAUUUUAAAGGAAUACGAGCGAUUUGAACACAAUCAACAUUUCAGAUGUUUAUCAUCUUUGAGAUUUGAACAUUUCAUAUCACUAAUAAAACACUCGAAUGGUCUCAUUGGAAAUUCCAGCGUCGGUGUUCGUGAAACUCCCAUUUUGGGUAUCCCUUCGCUAAAUAUUGGCUGCCGUCAACAAAAUCGUUCAACUGAAGCCAAAUCUAUUAUUCAUAUACCCGAUUAUAGAGACUUGUCCGUUGCCACUUUGAAAGAAAUGAAAUACAUUCCGCAUACACAACCUGUAAUGGAGUUUGGCUCCAAAGGCGGUGCUAGUCGUUUUGGCGAUUGUCUUCGCAACUUUGACAUGAAGGCAAUAAAUAUACAGAAAUAUUUCGUAGACAUGUAA
Mercenaria mercenaria is the source of this 1452-nucleotide messenger RNA. Its product is annotated as UDP-N-acetylglucosamine 2-epimerase-like. The transcript has a single exon. Lineage: Eukaryota; Metazoa; Mollusca; Bivalvia; Venerida; Veneridae. Gene Ontology annotation, molecular function: hydrolase activity, hydrolyzing O-glycosyl compounds; UDP-N-acetylglucosamine 2-epimerase activity. Gene Ontology annotation, biological process: UDP-N-acetylglucosamine metabolic process. The coding region runs from base 1 to 1452 and encodes 483 amino acids. The record is from RefSeq and is a predicted model, not a curated record.